UAUGAUUCAGUCGUCAAAAUGGCGUUGAUCAUGUCUAUUGUGUCAGUAGCGAUCUCUAUACUGUAUACUCCGUUUCUUCUUUUAGUACUGUGUGUUAUAUUCCUUGCUUCAAUCGGAAAAUCUCUGGGCGUCAGACGUUUAUACGUGAAUAUACUGCUCAAACUUUUCGAGUAUGGCCGCCAACACAUCGAAGUUGCGAAAAAGGUGCAGAGAAAUGACAGCUCUGAUGAGGAAGAGGAACCUCCAAUACCUGAUGAUAAGCCACCAUCAGCCAUCAUCAAGGAGAACGGAGUUAACGGUACAAAGAUGACGGUGAUAGAAAGACAGGAGAUAUUGGGUCCAUCACCAGAAUUGAACUACAAGAGAAGUUCUAGCCCGGAACGGAUGCAAAAUGGACUUGGGCCCGACCAGGAAAAGAAUGAGGAAAAUCUGGAUUUCCAUCUGUCCCAUUGCCUGGAUUUGCUCAAAGUCGGUAUGGAGUCCAUCAUUGAAGACCAGGUCACGUCAGUCUUCGAAGCUGAGGAGUUGCGCAGCUGGAAUCUCCUCACUAGAACCAACAAACAAUAUGAAUUUCUAACAUGGCGCCUUACAAUAAUUUGGGCUAUGGGCUUUCUGGUCAGAUAUUUUUUCUUGCUACCACUGCGGGUGUUGAUCUUCAUUGUUGGGGUGCUAACAAUGAUCGUAUCAACUAUGCUGAUAAGUUUGUUGCCAGCCUGCAAAAUUCGACUAUAUCUGGGAGCGUUGGCAUAUAAGAUGUCAUUCAGAGUACUGUUCAGAUCUCUCUCUUGUAAUGUAACGUUCCAUGACACAAAGUACUUACCGAAGAGCAAUGGAUUCUGUGUUGCCAACCACACGAGCCCGAUCGAUGUUGCCGCGCUAAGCAUCAAUAAUUGUUACUCUUUGAUUGGCCAACGUCAUGGCGGAUUCUUAGGUCUCUUACAAAGAGCAUUGGCUAGAGCCUCGCCCCAUAUCUGGUUUGAGAGGUCGGAAGUGAAAGACAGACAUGCAGUCGCUAAAAGACUCAAAGAGCACAUAUCGGUUCCUGGCAAUCCACCAAUCCUGAUCUUCCCCGAAGGCACAUGCAUCAACAAUACAUCGGUGAUGCAGUUCAAGAAGGGCAGCUUCGAGGUCGGCGGUACCAUAUAUCCUGUGGCCAUCAAAUACGACCCAAGAUUCGGAGACGCGUUCUGGAACAGCUCCCGCUACGGGAUGCUGCACUAUCUCCUCAACAUGAUGACCUCGUGGGCUAUCGUGUGCGACGUAUGGUACCUGCCCCCUAUGCACAGGGAGCAGCACGAGUCGGCCGUCGAUUUCGCCAACCGGGUCAAAUCUGUGAUCGCUCUACGUGGAGGACUGGUUGACCUUAUGUGGGACGGUCAAUUGAAACGAAUGAAACCAAAGAAGGAAUGGCGAGAAUUACAACAAGAGAAAAUGAGUAAAAGGAUCAAAGGCGAAUAAAUAACAGUAAGUGAGACGUAUUGCUCCGAUCGAGCGAUAAAGUACUGAUUAAAAAGAACAGGUAUCAAAUAACAGCGUCACCUGUUACCUAGUAUUUACGUGACGAUUGUUCAGUGAUUCACGAAAUAUCGUGACACUUGUGUACUGUAACGAAGUGAUAUUAAGUGAUGUAGCGUGCGUAUUAAAGUAACAGACUUACGUUACAAUGAAACGGUAUUUAGUUACAAGUAACAGUUAGCUGUUACAAGGUAAAUUCAAUGUUUUACUCGUUACAAAUAACCGAUAUUUGUAACAGCGCGAUUUUAAGCGUUAAUUAUCGUGUUACAAGUAAUAAACUGUUGUUAAAAAGUGAAGUGG
Molecule: messenger RNA, 1815 nt
Organism: Achroia grisella
Lineage: Eukaryota; Metazoa; Arthropoda; Insecta; Lepidoptera; Pyralidae
Gene: Gpat4
Product: glycerol-3-phosphate acyltransferase 4
Exons: 10
Coding region: 19-1458 (479 amino acids)
Biological process (GO): triglyceride biosynthetic process
Cellular component (GO): endoplasmic reticulum
Molecular function (GO): glycerol-3-phosphate O-acyltransferase activity
Source: RefSeq, a predicted model, not a curated record